AUGCCCAUCGUCCUCGACUUCUCUGGCAAGCUGGUCCUCGUCACAGGCGGUGGCCGAAGCAUUGGUCUCGCCAUUGCGCGUGCGAUCGCGAAGGCCGGUGCCGACGUUGCCAUCACGUACACUUCGCAAGAUGCGACGCCCGUCGCUGACAAGCUGUCAAAGGAGUUUGGCACGGUCUGCAAGGCGUUCAAAUGCGAGGUGUCGGACAGCCGCGAGGUGAACACAAUGCUGGCGGCUGUCAAGGAGUCGUACGGCCGCGAGGUGGACAUUGGGAUCGCCAACGCAGGCAUCACGCUGUGGAAGGACGCCCACGAGAACACGGACGACGAGUUCCGCCGCAUCUUUGAGGUGAACACGUUCGGCUCGUACUACUUGGCUCGCGCUCUUGCUCGCUCGUGGCUGGGCGAGGACAUCCCUGUCGGUUCGAGCACUACGGGCCGCCCCGAGGCGCAGCAGCUCGGCAAGCAGAUCCUGUUUGUGUCGUCCAUCAGCGCAAUCGUCGCCAUGACUCCCCAGCGCCAGACGGCGUACAACGCCAGCAAAGCAGCCGUAACCAUGAUGGCCAAGUCUCUCGCGGCCGAAUGGGCACACCUCGGCAUCACGGUGAACAGCAUCUCUCCCGGCUACGUUGCCACCGACAUGAUCGCCAACCCACCGAACGAGGAGGCCAAGGCAUGGGUGGGCGAGUGGACGAAACGCACUCCUGUCGGCCGCUUCGCCACGGCUGAGCAGAUCGGCGAGUUUGUUGCCACCUUGGUUAGCGACUCGCAGGGCGGAAUGGGAUGGAUGACGGGCUCGGAUGUUGUCAUUGAUGGCGGAUACACGCUUCUGUAG
Molecule: messenger RNA, 834 nt
Organism: Cutaneotrichosporon cavernicola
Lineage: Eukaryota; Fungi; Basidiomycota; Tremellomycetes; Trichosporonales; Trichosporonaceae
Exons: 3
Coding region: 1-834 (277 amino acids)
Cellular component (GO): intracellular anatomical structure
Molecular function (GO): oxidoreductase activity, acting on NAD(P)H, oxygen as acceptor
Source: RefSeq, a predicted model, not a curated record